UCCUCACUAUUUAAACGCGAUGGUCCAACACAUAUCAUCUUCUUUUCACUUUAUUCCUUUCACAAUUUUUUUUAGCACGCUAGUCCAACAGUCACCUCCGGCAAAGAGCAUCUACACAAGUCACGACUUCUCUGAUCAUCACAAGAAACCAGUAACUUCCAUACAAAUUUCGACAUCCUGAUCCUUCGUCAGCAUCAUGGGGGAUUCCUCGUGCGUUCUUGAAUCCGACCACGAAUCAGGCUACGUCGAGAAAGAUGGGCUCCUUACCAUCGACGAGCCUCCUACUAAGGAUGGGCCCCUUGCCAGUGACGGACUCUUUGCUGACGAUAGCACCCCUUUCCGGUUGCUGGACUUGCCAAUCGAAAUCCAGUCACGCGUUGUCGACUUUCUGGAAUUCAGGGAUCUCACCUACCUCAGAGCUACCUGCAGAACGAUGCGAACGUUGCCAACGGAGAGUCAGCGCCGUCAAGCCUUGCUCGAAUAUGAACGAGAUAGUGAGAAAUUUUGGUUCUUGUGGAGGGACCGACAAUCCAACAGGGCAAUGCGCUUGCACGUCGACGGAAAUGAGGAGUGGAGGCAUUGGGCGUACUUUCAGACGUCCUUUCCCAGGCUGUUUGGUCCAGAACCUGAACCAAAUCAAGAUGUGGCACGCUGGACUGCCGAAUUUGAUCAGAUGGGUUUGUCCACCUUUCGGACCAGUUGGGAGUUCCCGUCAUCAUCAUCAUCAUCAAGGAGACCUCUUGCCGACUAUCUACCCUGUUACAUGUGCCUCUCCUUGCAAUGGGAUGGUCGUUUUGACAGCAGUAUGCAUAGAAGAUACGGAUGGUCGUGGAAUGACUCGCCCAAUUUUGAUCCCACGGACGCUAUUGUAUGGAAUGCCGCAUGAGCCCUUCGAACAAGCAUGUAAGGGGUUCAAGUUGGUUAGCUUCCGAAGGCUGUUACUACCGCAUUUGUUGUUCACGCUGUCAAAGACGGCAGAGCAUCAGCUUCAUGCAUCACGACCACCAGGGCUUUUGUGAGCGUUGUUACCACCCCCAGUGUGAUGAAGAAAAGUUAAGGUACCCGGAAGAUGGCUGCCGAUGCUUUAUCUGGUACGAUAGCGACGGCGAAGAUGAGUCCGGCAAGCGCCUGGACCAUGAUGAUGAGGCCAUCUGUAGGAGGCUCUUCAAGAGCGAUCUUUGCAAGGAUUG
Molecule: messenger RNA, 1190 nt
Organism: Exophiala viscosa
Lineage: Eukaryota; Fungi; Ascomycota; Eurotiomycetes; Chaetothyriales; Herpotrichiellaceae
Exons: 1
Coding region: 255-1019 (254 amino acids)
Source: RefSeq, a predicted model, not a curated record